This is a messenger RNA of Phycomyces blakesleeanus NRRL 1555(-), 1369 nucleotides long. RefSeq lists its product as hypothetical. Gene Ontology annotation, cellular component: SHREC complex; rDNA heterochromatin. The record is from RefSeq and is a predicted model, not a curated record. Bases 121 to 1209 code for a protein of 362 amino acids. Gene Ontology annotation, biological process: silent mating-type cassette heterochromatin formation. Lineage: Eukaryota; Fungi; Mucoromycota; Mucoromycetes; Mucorales; Phycomycetaceae. The transcript is spliced from 4 exons.
GAAAUAUAUUAAGAUAUAAAGAAAGUAAAAAAAAAAGCAAUCCAAUAAAUAAUCCAUAAUAAUCAAAAGCCGUCGUUGUUCCCCCAAAUCAUUUGCACACUACACACAUUACACCAUACGAUGAGGUUUAAAUCAAAAGCCUCCAGAUUUCCAUCAGAUGGAAUCAGGUCUUCUACCCCAUUCAAACGCAAUCUACAGCCAAUAUUGAAGGAAAAGAGCGAAUACAAGGAUAUCAUCAAGGCUAUUGAACAUCAAUUAAAUAAUUACAGAGAUUACAAUGGCAUACUAGAUUUCGAUCAAAACACGUUCAGGGUCAGCGAGCUCCCCGAUGGCUAUCAAUUUAUGGCAAAAUCUACAAGAACUCAAACUUUGAAGAGCUCCUUUAACCACAUUAGAGGCCAUCCAACUGGAAAAAAUUAUAGUACAACAAACGAGUUUGCUCCCCAUUUAUAUUGGUUACGUACACAGCAUAUGACAGGAGAACCGUGCUACUGUCACCUGUGCACGGGGCCUCGCGGUGUAGCUACCUAUACCUCUGAUCAGCUAGUCAAACCAGUCCCCAAUUUUGUCAAUCAAGAAGAUUCGGAUAGCGAAGGGCGCCUUUCUAUUAGCCUUGAAGAUAUUACUUCAUAUGUACCAUUUGUUAAGAUAAAAAUCAAGAGAUAUCUAGAUAUUAGUGAAGCCACAUUACCAAUAUCCAAUAUUGACACCAACAAAUCUAAUGCACAAAAUGAAGCUACAAAAAAACCCCAAGAAGAACCGUCCCCGAGAAAAAAGAGAGGAAGAAAAAGUGCGCGUAUUGGAGAAGGAUCUCAGGGCGAAAACAGUACGAGUAACAGCGAUGCCAAUGCCAAUACCAAGCCUAUCGCCAAGCCUAUAGCCAAACCUAUGGCCAAGGCUAAGACCAAGGCUAAGCUCAAACACAAGUAUAACGAUGGCAAGAGCGGAAGCGAAUAUGAGGGCAAUGACUAUUACGUGAGGGAAAAUAAGAAAAAGAAUAAGGACGAGAACGAAACCGGAAAUAGAGAAGGAGAUGAAGAUAGUGAUUCAGAACAAAUGUCCAUCAACCUUGUACCUAUUCGCCGGGUGGUUGGGUUCAAGAUCAAAUUUUGGACCGGUGUCAAAGUUGAAUCUAUACCGAUUAUUCCUAUACCAGAGCUGGUCUUAAUUGGAGAUGCUAUUGGGAAUUUACCUGCCAUAGAAGUUUAGUUUUAUCAAGUAAAUACACCUACAAACAAGCACACACACACACACAUACACAUACACAUAUGCAUGUAUAUGUAUAAAUUCAAUAUUGUUAUACCAAAUUGUCCAUUGAAUUAUUUAACCAUAUUAAUCAUUCAAUAAACCACCGGAAUAUUACAUAUAU